UUGCGAAUUCGGUUUAUGAUUGGUUAGAAUUGAUUAUAGGAAUAAAUAUUGACCAAUUGAUAAUUGAUUCCUAAUCAAUUAAGUUAAAUUUUCUUACACUAAAGAACCUACUGUUGCAUGUUGAUUUAAAUAACUGAUUGAAGACUAAAUAAGCGGAAUAGCCGACUUAUUUUUAGCUUUUAUCUAUUUUGUGAUAAGAGUAACAGCUUCAUUCAAUAAUAAGAUCCAGAAUCGGUGAGUUGAAAGAAAAGAUGAACUUCGCUGGAAAGGUUGUUAUAGUUACAGGCGCCAGUUCAGGAAUUGGCGCCGCGACAGCUGUGUUUUUAUCGAAACUCGGCGCCAAAUUAUCGCUUACGGGAAGAAAUGUGAAUAAUUUGCAGAAGGUUAAUAAGGAUUGCGAGAAAGCGACGUCUACUUUCAUCGUCCCUGCUGACUUGACUAAAGAAAGCGAUAUUGAAAAUAUAGUCAAAAAGACCGUGGAUCAUUACGGACAAAUCGACGUUUUGAUUAAUAACGCCGGUAUUAUAGAAACUGGCACAAUCGAGAACACCUCGUUGGCUCAAUACGACCGGCUUAUGAACACUAAUGUACGCUCUAUUUAUUAUCUAACCAUGCUGGCCGUACCACAUCUGAUAAAAACUAAAGGUAACAUUGUCAAUGUAUCAAGCGUUAAUGGUAUUAGAUCAUUUCCUGGAGUGCUAGCGUAUAACAUUUCAAAAGCUUCAGUGGACCAGCUCACAAGAUGUGUGGCUCUAGAGCUGGCAUUAAAAGGUGUUAGAGUCAACUGUGUGAACCCUGGGGUCAUAUUGACCGAGUUGCAAAAACGUGGAGGCUUAAACGAGGAACAAUAUGCAGCAUUCUUAGAAAGGACUAAGGAGACUCAUGCAAUAGGACGUCCUGGCAAGCCAGAGGAAGUUGCUGCAACUAUAGCUUUCUUGGCUAGUGAUCUAGCCAGCAAUAUCACUGGUGCUAGCCUUCCAGUGGAUGGUGGACGUCAUGCAAUGUGUCCUCGUUAAUGAAAUAUUCAGUAAAUACAUAAAUUGCAGUGUAUUUAUAAGUAGAGAAAGAUAAGGGCAGUAUCAGUUGAACACUUCUCAUUGUAAUAUCCCACUUUUGAUGUUUGAUAUUCCAGCUACUCAAUCUUGUUUCAGAAGUCUAGCAUGAUGCUCAGGUGGCUUAAGGCUUUCGGGAAUGUAGCUAGGGAUCUUGGGUAGAACUCGCGCUUUUCUUCUAUGCCCAUGCACUCCAGUUACAGUGGUUUAACACUUGUUAAUAUCAAGAUUUGCCACUUUUUUGAAACUUUACUAUGCAGUAACAUUUUGUGCAUGGGUUGAACAUUUGCCAGUGUAAAAUUUCAUGCAUCAGUGCAAAGCUUUCAUCUAUGUUCACAAAUUUAAACAAAAGGCUGUUAAUCCACAUUGGGGCAAAAUGGUGGGUUUUCGCUGUAUAUUCUUCUCCUAUGAAAGAGAGCCUGUGGAAAAUAAGCUGAUGAUGAGAGAUAGCCCGUUAAUUUAUUAAUUUAAGUGUUUGAAUUUUACCGGAUGUUGGCCAAAAUUUCAGGUUAACUACUGCUUUAAACCAUAAUAUAUUUAGUUAAAAUUUACAUUAUGGUUCACAUAAUAUGGACAUCACUACUUAUAAGUACACAAAAAUUAGUUGUGCCAUGAAAAUAACAAUGCCUUUAUUUUUUUAAUGUGUAAAAAAUUACUUUAUAUAGUUGUUAUAUUUAUAAGAAUAAUCUUGUUAUAUAUAAUAUAAUAAUAGUGUAAUGCAAUUACAUAUUUGCAUUUAUGAUUUCAAAGCUAUAAAAUGAAUAUAAA
This is a messenger RNA of Pararge aegeria (speckled wood butterfly), 1820 nucleotides long. RefSeq names its product 3-oxoacyl-[acyl-carrier-protein] reductase FabG-like. Gene Ontology annotation, molecular function: oxidoreductase activity. Lineage: Eukaryota; Metazoa; Arthropoda; Insecta; Lepidoptera; Nymphalidae. The record is from RefSeq and is a predicted model, not a curated record. Bases 252 to 1016 code for a protein of 254 amino acids. The transcript has a single exon.